AUGAAAGUUAUCAAAAGGCGGCGGUCCAUUAAAUCUUGCAAGUACUGCUACGAACAUAAGUUACGGUGUUCCAAAGAAGAACCGUGUAACAAUUGCAAGAAGCAUGGAAAACUACAUCUGUGUAUUUAUGGAUUCGAUAAAGAUGCUUCCCUUAAUCAGUCCAGUUCGAGGAAAGGAAGUCGAAAACAGUUCGGUAAAACAGUAUCCAAGAUCGAGCGCAAGCCCACAAAUGGUAACACUGGCCCUUACUAUCCUUUCCUAAUAGAAGCUCAAGAAGCAAGUCUUCUUGGAGAGGACAGUAACGCUGGGACGGAACGCGAUCAAAAAAGCGGUAUGAGAAGAAAUGCGAUCACUCACUUCGACCGGCUCGGAGCAGGAAACAUAUCUAUGGAGGAUAUUUUGAAAAUGAUUCCAGAAAGCAAGGCAUCUAUGAGUCUUUUAGUAGACACUUAUUUUCAUCGUAUCAAUCCCAUCAUACCGUUACUGGAUAGAGAUGCUGCUCUGUCGCAAAUCAAAACCAUAUAUGACCAACACAGGUCUGGACAGAAAGUGGUUGCGAGAGAUUGUAUUGUGAUGUUUACAAUACUAUUCACCGUGGCGUAUGCCCAUGUUGCAGAGGGGCAAAUUCCGGACCUGCUUCUCUGCAAUAAGUAUUACGCAGCUUUCCAGGCGCUUCUUCACUAUGAUUCUUUCCCUUACAAGCCUUCCAUAUCAUCAAUACAAGGCUUGUUGAUAGUUAACUUCGUGUUGGACCCAAAUAUGAUUAACACUCUUACAGUAUCAGCAAUUGCGCUUCGUCAAAGUCAGAAACUCGGCGUGGAAAGGCAAAUAAAGAUUUCUACUGGGGACGCAGAAACUGGUAAGAACUACCUUCGAGCCUUCUGGCAUUUUGUCCUAUACUUCGAAGGGUCAUCCUCUGUGGUUUCUGGUCUUCCAUUCAUGCACUCUACAGGCUUGUUCGACUCGGUCGAUCUGCCCGACGUCGACAGCAGUCCAGCUCCGGCACACAUGGCAUUUGCAAACGGAAGGUUUUUAGUCAAUCAAAUGUUUCAAGAAAUCAUGCACUACAAAGACACCGAAACUAUUCCCGUGGGUGAUGCAUUGGUCAACGUACAGAAACGCUUUGGAGAGCUGAACAUGCAGAUAGAAGAGCUUUGCACCAAAAUCGGUGUGUUAAGUAGAGGGCAGGCGGUUUACUUCGUAAGCACGUUAAGAAUUUUUCUUUUGAGAGCAUAUCUUAGGUUCAUAGCCUUGUUUCCUCCUUUGAUUAACAGACCCAAGAAGAAUGAGAGUUUUGACGAGCAGCCCGCUGACUACGUCAAAAUACUCGACCAAGUGAUAAAAUAUGGGGUGGUCAUGAGGAAAGAGACCGUGGAGCUUUCAAUUCUCCUUCUAUUUUAUACACUGCGCCGGCUCACGGUGGAUAGUUGCUCGAGGUUUGCGUGGUAUUCUAAAGGUUCCAUGGUUAUGCAGUAUCUUUUCAUCCUACUGAAAGCUAUUUAUCAGGACCCUGAUGCAUCUUAUGGCAUUGCCAAAUUCAAUCCUGAAUACCCUGUCAAUGUCUCGGAGGACAUUCAGGAAUGCGUGAAUACAGAUGCUGCGGGUUUCAAAUACGUUUUGGUGGAGGAGCUUUUCAGGCUGUUGGAAGUAAAGUUGGCUCCUCUUUGGGAUGAUGGCGAUCUCAACUGCUUCAUCCUACUGCGCUCACUUAAAGAUAGAGUUUGGGAGCUGUGUAAAGAAGAGAUUGAAAUCAGAAAAAUCACUUUCAUAUCCUUGAGAGCGUGCGCUUUGUUUCGAGCCUGUCAGGCCAAAAUGGAGACGUUUUUGCCUUCAAAUUUUGAAAGUUACAUGGAGCAGUGGGAUUUUGGUAGCAGAGCUUUCGAUGCAGAAAUCGUAAUGUCAUGGCUGUCACACGUAUGA
Molecule: messenger RNA, 1920 nt
Organism: Lachancea meyersii CBS 8951
Lineage: Eukaryota; Fungi; Ascomycota; Saccharomycetes; Saccharomycetales; Saccharomycetaceae
Source: the annotation of a GenBank genome assembly